GCCUGGGGGGGCUGUGUGGAGGUGGACUCGGAGACGGAGGCCGUGUACGGGAUGACCUUCAAAAUCCUGUGCAUCUCCUGCAAGCGCCGCAGCGAGACCACCGCCGAGACCUUCACCGAGUGGACCUUCCGCCAGAAGGGCACGGAGGAGUUUGUCAAGAUCCUGCGCUAUGAGAACGAGGUGCUGCAGCUGGAGGAGGACGAGCGUUUCGAGGGCCGCGUGGUGUGGAACGGCAGCCGGGGCACCAAGGACCUGCAGGACCUGUCCAUCUUCAUCACCAACGUCACCUACAACCACUCGGGCGACUACCAGUGCCACGUCUACCGCCUGCUCUUCUUUGAGAACUACGAGCACAACACCAGCGUCGUCAAAAAGAUCCACCUUGAGGUGGUGGACAAAGCCAACAGAGACAUGGCAUCCAUCGUGUCGGAGAUCAUGAUGUAUGUGCUCAUCGUGGUGUUGACCAUAUGGCUCGUGGCAGAGAUGGUUUAUUGCUACAAGAAGAUCGCCGCGGCCACGGAGGCUGCUGCACAAGAGAAUGCCUCGGAAUACCUGGCCAUCACCUCAGAAAGCAAAGAGAACUGUACGGGCGUCCAGGUGGCCGAAUAG
This is a messenger RNA of Puma concolor (puma), 609 nucleotides long. The record is from RefSeq and is a predicted model, not a curated record. NCBI's taxonomy places the organism in Eukaryota, Metazoa, Chordata, Mammalia, Carnivora, Felidae.